AAUUCUAAAAUAACAAAUGAGUAAAAUAUUAAAUAUGUUAGCGCCUGUAAUGGCAUUAAUCCCUGAAGUAGAGAAUCCCAUGAAAAAGGUUCUUCCUUUCAGAAGUAGAGCUAUGUGGACAAUUAUAGUAAUUUUAAUUUACCUAGUAGCUUGCCAAGUUCCUUUAUAUGGGGUCGUAUCUAAUUCUUCGUCAGAUCCUUUUUAUUGGUUAAGAGUAAUUUUGGCUUCAAACAGAGGUACUAUUAUGGAAUUGGGAAUAUCUCCAAUUGUAACAGCUGGUAUGGUAAUGUAAUUAUUAGUAGGAACUAAAAUAAUUGAAAUUGAUUAGAAUGUAAAAUCAGAUAAAGCCUUAUUUGAAGGAGCUUAAAAACUUUUGGGUUUAAUUAUUGCUUUUUGUGAAGCCGCAGCCUAUGUAUGGAGUGGAAUGUAUGGAGACAUAGAAAAAGUAGGUAGUGGAAAUGCUAUAUUAAUAGUGUUAUAAUUAACUUUUGCAGGAGUAAUUGUAUUAAUGCUUGAUGAUUUACUAUCAAAAGGACAUGGAUUAGGAAACUCUGCUAUAUCUUUAUUCAUAGCUAUAAAUAUAUGUGAGACUCUAUUAUGGAAAUCAUUUUCUCCAAUUACCUAUCCUUCUGAAAGUGGAGAUUAAUAUGAAGGUGCAAUAAUAAAUUUAUUCCACGGCUUAAUAUUCAUGCCAAAUAAAUUACAUGCAUUACAAAAUGCAUUUUAUAGAUAAGGGCUCCCUAACAUAAGUAACUUAAUAUCAACAGCAGUAAUAUUUUUAGUUGUGAUUUAUUUCUAAGGAUUUAAAGUUGAUAUUUCUAUAAAAAACAGCAGAGUAGCAGGACAAAUAUAAUCAUACCCAAUAAAAUUGUUCUAUACUUCAAAUAUGCCUAUUAUUCUUUAAACUGCACUUGUUUCAAAUUUAUACUUCUUCUCUUAAAUGCUUUAUAAACAAUUUUCUGGAAACUUUCUUAUUGGAUUAUUAGGAAGAUGGUAAUAAGUCGAAGCUGGUGGUAAUCACUUCGUACCUACUGGAGGUCUUGUUUAUUAUCUUUCACCUCCUCGAGGACUUUAUGAAACUAUUAGUGAUCCUUUACAUACUAUUCUUUAUGUUGCAUUUGUACUUACUACUUGUGCUAUAUUUUCUAAAACAUGGAUUGAAGUCUCUGGAUCUUCUGUUAGAGAUGUUGCUAAAUAGUUAAAAGAAUAAGGUAUGAGUCUUAUUGGUUCUAGAGAUAUAGGACUUAAAAAGCAUCUAGCAAGAUAUAUUCCUAUUGCUGCUACUUUUGGUGGUAUGUGUGUAGGAGCAUUAACUAUCGUUGCCGAUUUUAUGGGAGUUAUUGGAUCAGGUACAGGUAUAUUACUUGCUGUUAAUAUUGUUUAUGGAUACUUUGAAUAAUUUAAAAAAGAAAAGGAAUAAGGAACAUUAGAAUUUUGAAGGCUAUAAGCUAUUAUCUUAUUUGUUUUUUAUAUUUAAUAUUUAAAUGAAAAAAAAAAAAAUUAAUUUGAAAAAAAUAUUUGUUUUUUCAUUUUUUAUGAUUUAUUUAUUUUAAAUGUUUAAAAUAUUUUAGAUUUUAUGUAUU
Molecule: messenger RNA, 1583 nt
Organism: Ichthyophthirius multifiliis
Lineage: Eukaryota; Ciliophora; Oligohymenophorea; Hymenostomatida
Product: sec61 transport protein, putative
Exons: 4
Biological process (GO): SRP-dependent cotranslational protein targeting to membrane, translocation; post-translational protein targeting to membrane, translocation
Cellular component (GO): Sec61 translocon complex; membrane
Molecular function (GO): signal sequence receptor activity; transmembrane protein transporter activity; ribosome binding
Source: RefSeq, a predicted model, not a curated record